AUGGAGUACAAUGUGAUUCUGAAAAAGCUGGGUGACCUCCCAGGCUGGGAGAUCAGCCCCGUCCAGGUUCGUAAAUGCACAGAGAAGUUCCUCGGCUUCAUGAAGGGACGUUUCGAUAAUCUUUUUGGCAAAAUGGAGCAGCUGUUUUUACAGUUGAUUCUGCACAUUCCCCCAAACACUUUGCUUCCGGCAGACAAACCCCAGGAGCUGCAUCCUUGUAGUGAGGAAGAGUUCCGGCUCCUCCAGGAGGAAACUGAACAGUUACAGGAGAAGUGCAAGACCGAAUCAGGCACUAAGCAGGCCCUUCUCGCAGAAUUAGAGGAACAAAAAAUCAUGCAGGCCCAACUUAAGCAGACACUGGUUUUGUUUGAUGAGCUCAAAAAUGCUGGCCGAGAUCACGGGACUAGUGAUUUCACGGAAAGCCUGGUGUUCCUGGUCCAGAACUCCAGAAAACUACAGACUAUUAGGGACACCGUGGAACGGGAAGGCAAGAGAAAGAAAAUACUGUAA
Canis lupus familiaris (dog) is the source of this 510-nucleotide messenger RNA. RefSeq names its product protein MIS12 homolog. Gene Ontology annotation, biological process: protein localization to kinetochore; mitotic sister chromatid segregation; kinetochore assembly. The transcript has 2 exons. NCBI's taxonomy places the organism in Eukaryota, Metazoa, Chordata, Mammalia, Carnivora, Canidae. The coding region runs from base 1 to 510 and encodes 169 amino acids. Gene Ontology annotation, cellular component: chromosome, centromeric region; nucleus. The record is from RefSeq and is a predicted model, not a curated record.